Cyprinodon variegatus (sheepshead minnow) is the source of this 5143-nucleotide messenger RNA. Its product is annotated as transducin-like enhancer protein 4. The record is from RefSeq and is a predicted model, not a curated record. Gene Ontology annotation, biological process: negative regulation of canonical Wnt signaling pathway; regulation of DNA-templated transcription. Gene Ontology annotation, molecular function: protein binding; transcription corepressor activity. Gene Ontology annotation, cellular component: transcription regulator complex; nucleus. NCBI's taxonomy places the organism in Eukaryota, Metazoa, Chordata, Actinopteri, Cyprinodontiformes, Cyprinodontidae. The coding region runs from base 563 to 2881 and encodes 772 amino acids. The transcript is spliced from 20 exons.
AGCCGGGAAGUUGUAGUUCUUUACGGCAGAUGCACAUCUGUAAGGCUUAUUAUUGGCUAAUAGGAAUUAAACUACACGUCCCGACGUCACGGUGUGCGGGGCCCCUCUAAAUGUUGUGAAUAUGUAAUUGCGCCCUCAAGACUGGUUGCUGCUAAAUUUAACGUCACAGACAGGGGCAAGGCUGGCACGGUUGGUUGGUGAGGUGGUCUCUCGCUUGGAUGUGAAGCGUAAAAGGAGGCUGGAGGAGAUAAACUGAUUCAUGCGCGACAACGGAGAGGAACCUGAGAUGCGCAGUGAGAUGAGCUGUGCCACGAUGCGCAAAAGUUGAUGCUCCGUAGGGGAAUUUAAGACUUUUGUUAGUUUAAAGGGCUUACAUCGAGUUGCAUGGACAGAGGAGAAAGAAAAUUAAUGGUCAGCCUUGUUUUUGUUGUCAAAGGAUGUUUCUACUUUUUACAUAAGCCGCUCUCAGUUCGCUGAGCGGAUACUGACUGACCUUUUACGCACGGGGACCUCGCUCAUUUCUUUAUUUCUUUUUGUGGAUGAACUUUACAAAGCCCUUGAAAUGAUUCGAGAUCUAAGCAAGAUGUACCCGCCGGCACGGCAUCCGGUGCCACACCAGCCGGGGCAGCCGUUCAAGUUCACCGUCACCGAGUCCUGUGAUCGGAUCAAAGAGGAAUUUCAGUUCCUGCAAGCCCAAUAUCACAGUCUAAAGUUGGAAUGUGAAAAACUGGCCAGUGAGAAGACUGAGAUGCAAAGACAUUAUGUAAUGUACUAUGAAAUGUCAUAUGGGUUGAACAUAGAGAUGCAUAAACAGGCAGAGAUCGUCAAGCGCCUGAAUGCAAUCUGCGCCCAAGUCAUCCCUUUCCUCUCUCAAGAGCAUCAACAGCAGGUGGUGCAGGCGGUUGAAAGAGCGAAGCAGGUCACCAUGGCUGAACUCAACGCCAUUAUAGGACAGCAGCAGCUCCAGGCUCAGCACCUCUCCCAUGGUCAUGCCAUUCCAGUCCCGCUCACCCCCCAUCCAGCAGGUCUGCAGCCCCCUCUGCCCCCGGGUGCCAGUACUGCCAGCCUGCUGGCUCUAUCAUCAGCACUGAGUCACCAGCUGCCACUUAAGGAUGAGAGGAAACACCAUGAGAACAACGGAGAACAUACAAGAGACAGAGACUCAGUUAAGAGAUCCUCUGUGUCUCCGUCAGCCAGUUUCCGGGCCGGAGAGAAACAUCAGAGUUCCAGUGAUUUUUCAUCUGACAGCAAAAAGCAGAAGACAGAUGACAAAGAGCUAACCUCGACCCGCUACGAAAGUGAUGGAGAAAAGAGUGACGACAACUUGGUGGUGGACGUCUCCAAUGAGGAUCCUACGUCUCCUCGAGGAAGCCCUGCCCACUCUCCUCGGGAGAACGGAUUGGACAAAAGUCGCCUGCUAAAGAAAGACGCCCCCCUGAGUCCUUCUUCCAUCGCCUCCUCCAGCAGCACACCUUCAUCCAAGUCCAAAGAGAUUAAUUUGAAUGAAAAAUCGACAACGCCUGUGUCUAAGUCCAGCACCCCAACAUCCCGUUCUGAGGCCCCCACACCUAGCAGCACCUCCACCCCUGGCCUGAGGCCUGCGCCGAGCAAACCCACAGGAGCUGAGCUGCUUGCUUCCGGUCUUCGCACACCGCUUGCAGUGCCCUGCUCUUACCCUGGACCGUUUGGAAUGGUGCCUCAUCCCGGCAUGAAUGGAGAGCUGAGUGGAGCAGGCGCCGUCUAUACCGGCCUGCAUAACAUCUCCCCACAGAUGAGCGCAGUGGCUGCUGCUGCUGUGGCGGCAUACGGACGCACACAAGUGGUGGGAUUUGAUCCUCACCAUCAUAUCCGAGUCCCAGGCCUUCCCCCCAACCUGUCAGGAAUUUCUGGUGGAAAGCCAGCCUAUUCCUUUCAUGUGAGCGCUGAUGGACAAAUGCAGCCUGUGCCUUUUCCUCCAGACGCUCUGAUUGGCCCCGGCAUCCCACGCCAUGCACGACAGAUCAAUACUCUUAGCCACGGAGAGGUGGUGUGUGCUGUCACCAUCAGUAACCCGACUCGUCAUGUCUAUACCGGGGGCAAAGGCUGUGUGAAGGUGUGGGACAUCAGUCAUCCUGGUAACAAGACCCCUGUUUCCCAGCUAGACUGCCUUAACAGGGAUAACUACAUUCGCUCAUGUAGGCUGCUUCCUGAUGGACGGACGCUAAUUGUUGGGGGCGAGGCAAGCACUUUGUCUAUUUGGGAUUUGGCUACACCAACUCCUCGCAUCAAAGCAGAGCUGACCUCAUCUGCACCAGCGUGCUACGCUUUGGCCAUUAGCCCUGACUCCAAAGUUUGCUUUUCUUGCUGCUCUGAUGGAAACAUAGCUGUCUGGGAUCUUCACAACCAGACUUUGGUUAGGCAGUUUCAAGGCCACACAGACGGGGCAAGUUGUAUAGAUAUCUCUAACGAUGGAACCAAGCUGUGGACUGGUGGUCUGGAUAACACCGUUCGUUCUUGGGAUCUGAGAGAGGGCCGGCAGCUGCAGCAACACGACUUUACUUCUCAGAUCUUUUCUCUGGGUUACUGUCCGACAGGCGACUGGUUAGCUGUCGGGAUGGAGAACAGUAAUGUGGAGGUCCUGCAUGUCACUAAACCUGACAAAUACCAACUCCACCUACAUGAAAGCUGUGUGCUCUCACUAAGAUUUGCUCACUGUGGAAAGUGGUUUGUGAGCACAGGAAAAGACAAUCUACUCAAUGCAUGGAGAACCCCAUAUGGAGCCAGUAUUUUUCAGUCAAAGGAGUCAUCAUCAGUGCUGAGCUGCGACAUCUCCAUAGAUGAUAAGUAUAUCGUGACGGGCUCAGGAGACAAAAAGGCGACGGUCUACGAGGUCAUCUAUUAAGAAAGCUGGACUUCAUGGUCAUCCUUUCAUCAGGAUGUAAAGUCUCCUAUCAUGCGUACGAAAUCCAACAAUAAAAAAAAAAAAACAAUAUUUUCUGGGAUUUUAACAUUUUGACCUCCUAUUUCUGAAAGGUUGUGGAUCAAAAUGAACGAAGCACAUAGAUUUUUCUUUUUUAUCUUUUUUAAUUUUUAAGCAUUGUUAUGUUGAUGUAAUUAAUAAUGUUGUACACUUCUUGCUGGAUAAGAUCUCCUCAUGUAACAUUUAAUGUGCAGUAAGCAUCUCACUCUUUUGAUUGUUUACAUUAUUUUAGGUGGCCUAAAAGGCACUUCCUUUAUAACAGGUUGCUAUUGCUAUUUCUGUAUAGUUCCCCUCACUGACUGCACCUCCAAGAGUUGACAGAUGCCUUCAAGGCUUCAUGACAGAGGGUUAGCAACUGCAGACAAAAAAAAAGCCUUAAGAUCAUGAAAUAUGUUACUGAAUAAAAAAAAUCUAACCUGUAAUAGCAGUUUGUUUAAUCAAAAUCACUGAUGGCCCAAAUAUUGGUCCACCUUAUGAUAUUCACAAAGGAUAAAUCUAAUAUAAAUGAACUAGUAAAAAUACUUUCUGUUUAUCUGCAUAUCAAUAGGACUUAUUUCUUUUAACCAUUGAAUACUAGGCUGUCUAAGGAUCCAUAUUGAGCAUAAACACACAGCAGAGUAUUGAAUACUAGAAAAUACACUCUUCAAUGUGCACUUUUGGAAAACUGUAGCAAGGCAUCAUGGUGGUCCAUACGAGCACAAUGACUUAUCUGCCCUACCAUCACAAAAGCAAAUGUCUGGUAUUUGCUAAACUCUAUCGAGACUUUAAUUGGAACCAGUUGCUUUUAUCAGAUAAGACUAAGCUUGAGCUUCUUGACCACAAACACUUCAAACGGGCUUGGCAUUAAAGAAAGGGUGGAUCUAUGUACUGUAAAAGCACCUCUUGCAUCUUGUUCAAUUCUGUGGAGGAACAGUGGUGCUGUGUGGCUAUUUCUCUUCCAAAUAACCUUGAAACUUUGUUCGAGCUCCUUUUACAAUUGAGUUUUUGAAAAUGAAAUGGAAUUUUAGAAUUAAAAUCUUAGAGAAUCUACCAAAAAUGGUUAAAAAGAUGUCAUUACUCAGUUAUUCGGGCUUAUAUUGUUGUAGAAAUUUGUAAACACGGUUCUUUAGAAACAAGCCCCUGCCUUGCCACAAGUCUUUUAGAAAUAUGUGGGGCAAACCAAAGGAAAAGGGACCCAGGUCUGUUAUUUAUUUGUCAAGAUUAAGCAAAGUAGCAAAGAUCUCUCUCCCUCACUUUGUGCACCAACCUUGCGAAUCUUUCUCUGAAAAUACUUGGGUCUGACCUACUGGCAUAAAGAUACUGAACAAAGUGUCAACAACAGGAAUACAUAUAUUUUAACGUUUGUUUGAGACAAAUACUUAAAGGUGUUGUGGAGGAUUUUCGCGAACUUUUUAAAAGACUCAGCCUGUCCCCUUAAAAAAAAAAAUGCACAUGCACAACCCUGUGCAUGUACUCCCACGAGGGAACGCCUAUUACAUGUGCAAGAGCACAUUUCUCCUCAUGCACGCUAUGUUUUAAGUUUUUCGUUCUCAUAGCUCAUACAAGCUUACUGUGUCCGAAUGUCCAUCCUAACCCCUUAAUCCCUCAGUCACUAUAUAGAGCGGGGCCUAUAUGGUGGACUUUAUAGUUAACUCAGUUAACCAACCGUUUGGACAGAUGAUCACUGCUUUUCGCUCCCUGUUGAUCACUAGACUCCUCGUCCACUGCGCGAUGACUGCACCAUCUUUGUUAUUAGUCGCCGCUGUUGUCCCACUGUCGCCGCUGUAACAACAGCCUAUGGCGACAGUGGGACGCUGUGACCGCAAAUCCCAUGAUGCUUUGUGAGGAGAGCUCUCCGCGCAAAGCAUUCUGGGAUCUAUCUGCCUCUUCUGAGGCCUUACUUUUAUUCUCAUACACUUCGGAAACACAUUUUCUCUUACGACCCUCAGCUAUUUUCAAAGAACUGUGGUGAGAAAGGUGAGCUUCAAUAACUGUCUGAAAUCAUAGCUCACCACAGGUAUAAGCUAGGGAUGGGACGAUUUAUGAAAACCGUCAGAACCGUUCGGUUUGACUGUCUCAGUUCGGUUCGCGUGUGUUUCGUUCGGUUCAUGCGCUGCUCCUUUUUCUCAUAGGCGAAGCGUUUACACUCCAGAGCAGAAGGUGGCAGUACUGCGACCAAAGCGAACCACCAGUAGUAAACAAGAA